Messenger RNA from Cololabis saira (Pacific saury), 847 nucleotides. RefSeq names its product RNA polymerase II, I and III subunit F (gene polr2f). Gene Ontology annotation, cellular component: nucleus; RNA polymerase I complex; RNA polymerase II, core complex. Gene Ontology annotation, molecular function: DNA-directed RNA polymerase activity; DNA binding. The transcript is spliced from 5 exons. Bases 130 to 513 code for a protein of 127 amino acids. Gene Ontology annotation, biological process: DNA-templated transcription. The record is from RefSeq and is a predicted model, not a curated record. Lineage: Eukaryota; Metazoa; Chordata; Actinopteri; Beloniformes; Belonidae.
CGGACCAACCCACCGGAAGUUAGAUGUCCCCGCGACUCAUGUGGUUCCAUGUUUAUAAUAGAAGUUUUACCUGAAAGAAGAUACGUUUAAAGGAUUUGCAAAGAAUACAAACACACACCAAUCUAGAAAAUGUCCGACAACGAAGACAACUUCGAUGAUGGAGAUUUUGAUGACGCUGAGGAGGAUGAGGGAUUAGAUGAUCUUGAAAAUGCAGAAGAUGGUGACCAGGAGAACGUGCAGAUUCUGCCUGCAGGAGAGGGCCAGCAGGCAAACCAGAAGAGAAUCACAACACAGUACAUGACCAAAUAUGAGCGGGCCAGAGUGCUGGGAACACGAGCUCUUCAGAUAGCGAUGUGUGCUCCUGUGAUGGUGGAGUUGGAGGGAGAAACGGACCCCCUGCAGAUAGCUAUGAAAGAACUCAAGAGCAGGAAGAUUCCCAUCAUCAUCCGCAGGUACCUUCCAGAUGGCAGUUAUGAGGACUGGGGCUGUGACGAACUCAUUAUAACUGACUGAAAAACUCAACCGUUACAGAUUAAAAAAGACACGUCUACAGCUCCACAUGUCAGUCUUUUCAGCUACAUGAACUUCUAUGAGUCUCUAAAGUUAAGAACGUAUAUCUUGUCUAUUUAAACAUACUUUUGAUAUGUCCAAGAUGAAAAAAAAAACAUGUUAAUGAUUUCAAGAACUGUACUAUAAUAAAGAUCCACCAGGCAGACAUGUAACUUAAACACUUUAGUUUCCUUUUUUAAUAGAAUGAAUUUUUUUGUUGUUAUAAAUAUUCCUUUUGCUGUUUUGAAAAAAAAUGUGAAAUAACUAUUUUAUUGGUGAUAAUAAACAUUUUUUAUUA